UCCUGUUUUCUUGGCGUGGAAUCCACAUGAAGACUCUUCAGCUCCGCGUCUCAUCGGACCAGAUCGAGCAGCUCCGCCGGAGGUUUAAGCAGCUGAGCGGAGACCAGCCCACCAUUCGCAAGGAGCACUUCAACAACGUCCCUGACCUGGAGCUCAACCCGAUCCGAUCCAAAAUCGUCCGUGCCUUCUUCGAUAACCGGAACCUGCGCAAGGGGCCCAGCGGCCUGGCCGACGAGAUCAACUUUGAGGACUUCCUAACCAUCAUGGCCUACUUCCAGCCCAUCGACGUCAUCAUGGACGAGGAGCAGGUGCAGCUGUGCCGGAAAGAGAAGCUGCGAUUUCUGUUCCACAUGUAUGACUCGGACAGCGACGGCCGCAUCACCCUGGAGGAAUAUCGAAAUGUGGUGGAGGAGCUGCUCUCGGGGAACCCGCACAUCGAGAAGGACUCGGCCCGCUCCAUCGCCGACGGGGCCAUGAUGGAGGCGGCCAGCGUCUGCAUGGGGCAGAUGGAGCCUGACCAGGUUUACGAGGGCAUCACCUUCGACGACUUCCUGAAGAUCUGGCAGGGGAUCGACAUCGAGACCAAGAUGCACGUCCGCUUCCUUAACAUGGAGACCAUGGCCCUCUGCCACUGAGCGCUCCCCGCGGAGACCGCACUUUGCACCGUGCAGCCCCCCGAGGCCUGAGCAGCUGGGCCGGGGCCCGCGGCCGCAGCUCAUCCCGCCCCCAGGACAGGGCAUGGUGUGUGGGACUUUACUGUUUUUAUCUCCAAUAAAAAAGGAACAGGGUUUGUUAAUGAA
Molecule: messenger RNA, 800 nt
Organism: Myotis brandtii (Brandt's bat)
Lineage: Eukaryota; Metazoa; Chordata; Mammalia; Chiroptera; Vespertilionidae
Gene: TESC
Product: tescalcin
Exons: 8
Coding region: 27-635 (202 amino acids)
Molecular function (GO): calcium ion binding
Source: RefSeq, a predicted model, not a curated record